Messenger RNA from Candidula unifasciata, 1668 nucleotides. Lineage: Eukaryota; Metazoa; Mollusca; Gastropoda; Stylommatophora; Geomitridae. The record is from the annotation of a GenBank genome assembly.
AUGGCAGCAUCAUAUGAACGAUUCGACAGCAAUGGGCCAAAUACAACAGGUGUGUCCGAAGAGAGAACUGCAGCCUCUCUGACAUCAUCAGAGAACAGAGCUGGGGAACUCAAGGACAUGCAAAUUGAGAUUGAUCAGACAGAUGGUAAAGUUACCUUCUAUUCAGGAGAUCAAGCCAAGAGCAGUAAUGAGUAUAUAGCAGACCCUGCUGGUGAUCCAUUUGUUCCCAAAACUGGACUUGAAAAAGCCAGAGCCAAAAUUCAAAAGAUUGUCGACAACUUCUACUUCCGUCUAUUCACUGUAACGGUGAUUCUUACAGAUUUCAUCCUGGUUAUUGUUGACCUGGCUCUGUAUGCCUGCGCCGGAAAUGAUUCACCUCUGGAAAUUAUCUCUCAUAUCUUCAUCAUAUUCUUCAUCUUUGAAGUCUCAGGACGUGUCUUUUGUCGAGGAAAAAAGUUCUUCACAAAUUGGUUGGAUGUUCUAGAUUUGGCUGUGGUUUUGUUAUCAUUCAUCGUGGAUGUUGUUUUUAUGGGGCUGGCAUCAGCAGGUUGUCCUGGCGGAGGUCGAUAUGCCCAGUUGAUCGUUAUUGGUAGAGUGGUCCGCAUCAUACGAGUUGUGCGUAUCGUCUAUUUCAUGAUGGUACAGCAUCGGCAGGUUGCUAGAGCGACCAGACAGAUGGUGUCCCAAAACAAGCGACGGUAUCAAAAAGAUGGAUUUGAUCUUGAUUUGUGUUAUAUAACAGAGAGAGUCAUUGCCAUGUCAUUUCCAUCCAAGGGACUGAUGGCGCUCUACAGAAACCCUGUGGCUGAGGUGGCUCGUUUCUUCAAUACAAAACACAAAGGCCAUUACAGGAUAUACAACCUGUGCAGUGAGAGGGAUUAUAACGAGUCACUGUUUUUCCAUAACGUAGAGAGGGUGUUCAUUGAUGAUCACAAUGUGCCAAAAUUGAGAGAAAUGUUAGAUUUUACUGCAAAUGCCAGAGAAUGGAUGGCUGCCGAUAAACAGAAUGUGAUAGCAAUCCAUUGCAAAGGAGGAAAAGGGCGGACAGGUACAAUGAUUUGUAUCUGGUUGAUUGAUUGUGGUCUUCUGGAAAGUGCUCAGGAGAGCCUGCAGUAUUUUGGAGACAGACGCACAGAUCUGAGCAAAGGCAGCACAUUCCAAGGUGUUGAAACUCCCAGUCAGAGUCGAUAUGUUCAGUAUUAUGAACGACUAAAAAAUGAGUUCAACCGACAACUGCCACCCAAAAAAGUCCUCAAGUUGACAUCCAUUACAAUAACAGGAAUUAACAGUGUGGGCAAUGGAGAUGGUAGUGAUUUAUUUAUGGAACUCAGACAAGAUGGCCUGCCAAUAUAUGAGUGCAACCUGGGCACCAAAAUGAACUGUGAGGUUGAGAAGUUCCCAAAUGAUGAUGUACUGCUCAUCAAAUUGCAGAAUACACCCAACAUUCAAGGGGAUAUCAAAAUUAUGUUCAAAACACACAGUAAACAUAUACCCAUUGGGUAUGACAAGUGCCCGUUUUACUUCUGGUUCUACACAUCUUUCAUUGAGGACAAUCAGUUGUACAUUCCCAGGGAUGACCUGGACAAUCCUCACAAGAAAAAGACACACCACGUCUUUCGGGAAAAUUUUGGGGUUGAGCUUCAUUUUGAAAAUGCGACAGAUGUGUGA